AUGACUAUAAUGAGCGAGUAUGUACCUGAACAGCUGGGUAUAAAUAAUAAGGUGGUUGAACAUGAUUUCAUUUGUUUCCAGUGGCAAAAAAGAAGCUCUCAGAACUAUGCAUUGCUUCAAACUGAUAAGCUUCAUGAUGCUACUAGUUAUCACUAUUGGCUUGAAUGCUGGCGGGAAUGCUCAACAAGUGGGGUCCCGGACUCCAAUCUACGCACUGGCAUGAUAUACGUGCCAGACAACUGCCCGGAACGUCACAUCAUGGACGCGUACGGGGUCUGCCGAGAACCAUGGUGUGAAACCGGCGAGGUAAACUGCAAAGAGCCCGUACCGAAGAGGAUCGUCAUCGGUCGCUGAGCCGUCUGGGUUCAAGCUAAUAUGGCUCAACACUAUAAAAUGUGCAACGUUGAGUAAAUUAAUUGGCUAAACAAUUAAAGUCCUUGACUGUACAGGUGCCGUUUUCAUUUCAAAUACACCCUUGUUAAUAUUAUGGUAGUCUGUGGAUGGUAAAGAUUCCCACUUUGUCGCUUCUAGUUAUUAAGUUGUACAUAGACAGAUUGAGGAGAGAUGGCAAAAUUGGCCAAAAAUCUAUAUACAUACUUACCUAAGUAAUAUUGUGAGUGUGUUUACUAAAACGUCCGACUUUGUCGGUUACCAUUAAGGCGAGAUUUACUUUUAGGUAUCUUUAUAUGAAUAAACUGACUAAGCGGCUUUAUAGCAAUCGACAAAGUGGAUCGUGUUUUCCGUACACACUAAAGAUAUUAUAGACUAAA
Messenger RNA from Leguminivora glycinivorella, 770 nucleotides. RefSeq lists its product as uncharacterized. The transcript has 4 exons. The record is from RefSeq and is a predicted model, not a curated record. Lineage: Eukaryota; Metazoa; Arthropoda; Insecta; Lepidoptera; Tortricidae. Bases 1 to 354 code for a protein of 117 amino acids.